AUGUUCUUCCUCGGCAACCUCUUCUACGUCAGCUGCCUCCUGAUCAACGCGGUGGCCAUUCUCUCAGAGGACCGCUUCCUGGCGCGCAUAAACCUGUCGCCGGGAUCGCACGACCCCGGAUUCGGCGCGGGCACGGAGCCGCAGAGCGUGCAGGCCAAGAUUGUGCACCUGAUAGCCAGCGUACGGACGCUGAUGAGAAUGCCGCUAAUAAUCGCAAAUACACUGAUUAUACUGUACGAGCUGAUUCUCGGCUAA
This is a messenger RNA of Akanthomyces muscarius, 255 nucleotides long. RefSeq lists its product as uncharacterized. Lineage: Eukaryota; Fungi; Ascomycota; Sordariomycetes; Hypocreales; Cordycipitaceae. The record is from RefSeq and is a predicted model, not a curated record. The transcript has 2 exons. Bases 1 to 255 code for a protein of 84 amino acids. Gene Ontology annotation, cellular component: Golgi membrane; COPII-coated ER to Golgi transport vesicle; endoplasmic reticulum membrane. Gene Ontology annotation, biological process: endoplasmic reticulum to Golgi vesicle-mediated transport.